AUGGCGAGCCGCCUCCGUCUCUUCUCCGCCGCUGCGCUACUCCUCGUAGCCGUCCUCACCGUCUCGGCUGACGACGCGCACGACGUGCUCCAGGCAUUUGGGCUCCCCAAGGGGCUCCUUCCGGACUCGGUGUCGAGCUUCUCGCUCGCCGAGAAUGGCGAGUUCGUGGUGGAGCUCAGGGCGCCGUGCUACGUCCAGUUCACCGACCUCGUCCACUACGGGAAGACCAUCCGGGGUCAGAUCCGCUACGGCAUCAUCUCCGACAUUUCCGGGAUCCAGAUUAAGAAGUUCUUCGCCUGGCUUUCCAUCUCCGAUAUCGUGGCCCACCCCGCCGACGGCACCAUCGAGUUUCAGGUGGGCUUCCUCUCGGAGUUGCGUCCUGCGACGCUGUUCGAGAGCGUCCCUCACUGCAGGGCCAUUGCCUCCCCUCGUGGCGUGUUCUCACCGGAGGAGUUGCUCCCGCUCCCGGUUUCGGAGGUCAGAUCCCUUUGCCUGUUGAUUUCUCCUCUUCUUUGA
This is a messenger RNA of Musa acuminata AAA Group (dessert banana), 516 nucleotides long. RefSeq lists its product as uncharacterized. The coding region runs from base 1 to 516 and encodes 171 amino acids. The transcript has a single exon. Lineage: Eukaryota; Viridiplantae; Streptophyta; Magnoliopsida; Zingiberales; Musaceae. The record is from RefSeq and is a predicted model, not a curated record.